Apiotrichum porosum is the source of this 915-nucleotide messenger RNA. RefSeq lists its product as uncharacterized. The coding region runs from base 1 to 915 and encodes 304 amino acids. The record is from RefSeq and is a predicted model, not a curated record. NCBI's taxonomy places the organism in Eukaryota, Fungi, Basidiomycota, Tremellomycetes, Trichosporonales, Trichosporonaceae. The transcript has 5 exons.
AUGCCCUUUGACGCCGCCAAAGCGCUCAAGACCACGCACCUCACGAGCCCAAAGACGCUCGUGGUCGUGGGUGGAACCACGGGGGUUGGUGCGGCUGUCGCUCGCCAGUUUGCCCGUCUUGGCUGUUCACGUAUCAUCAUCGUUGGCCGGAACGCAGGCCGCGCAAACGCUGUACUCGAAAGCUGCUCAGAGCUGGCUCCCGGAAGCAACAAGAUUGAUACACAGUUCGUCCAGGGUGACAUCUCAACUCGUCCCGCCAUGCGUGCGUGUGCGGCCUCGGUCAAGGAGGCUGCCGGAGCUGCCAAGAUCGACUACCUUACCUACGCCGAAAACGCGGAUGGCGACGGCGCCGCAUUCGCUGUCCAGGCAAUCUCCCGGUUCAUCAUCUCGCAGCUCCUUGUGGAAGGCGGCGCCCUCGCCCCUGGUGCCACCGUUGUGUCCGUCUGCAACCCAGGCAAUUCCCUCGACUCGCUCAAGGUCGAGGACCUCAGCCUCAAGAACGCCAGCAAGGGUUACUGGACAACCACGGGCUUCUUCAUGGCCCAGUCGCUUCGCGACAGUUCCGUCAUUGACGCGUUCAUGAUUGAGCAGAGCAAGCGGUUCCCCCAAUUCAAGUUCUUCCACGUCCACCCGGGACUCGUCGGCGAUGGGACGUUUACCCACGACGCGUUCCCCUUCCCUCUCAACUGGGUGACGUGGCUGGCUGAGAAGACUGGAUUUAUGGUCGGAACAGCUCCCUUUGCCAACAUUCCUGUCUAUGUCGCGCUCAAUCCCGACGACACCGAGAAACGUAUCGGCGGCAGGUUCCUCAACCACAAGUUCUCGCCAGCCCCCCCGGGCAAGUGGGCGCAGGACGAGGGUCACCGCUCAGCUCUGUGGCGCAAGCUUGAGAGCAUGGCAAAGGCUAGUGCUUGA